Mytilus trossulus (common blue mussel) is the source of this 1643-nucleotide messenger RNA. Its product is annotated as solute carrier family 52, riboflavin transporter, member 3-B-like. Bases 51 to 1586 code for a protein of 511 amino acids. The transcript is spliced from 2 exons. Gene Ontology annotation, biological process: riboflavin transport. NCBI's taxonomy places the organism in Eukaryota, Metazoa, Mollusca, Bivalvia, Mytilida, Mytilidae. Gene Ontology annotation, cellular component: plasma membrane. Gene Ontology annotation, molecular function: riboflavin transmembrane transporter activity. The record is from RefSeq and is a predicted model, not a curated record.
GAACCAUGUUAACAUAUAUAGUUUGUUAACUGUUACAAACAAAAACCAACAUGGGUACGGACGCAUUUCAAUGCAAAGAAGUAAAUAUAAUUGUUUAUUUACUAGUGGUUUUGUUUGGCAUUGGAUCAUGGGUAGACAUUAAUGGAAUGUUUGUAGAAAUCCCUGUUUUUGUUCAACAUUUACCGGAAGGAUGGAAACUCCCAUCAUACCUCUCUAUCAUAACACAGAUGGCAAAUAUUGGACCUAUACUCAUAACCGUAAUGUAUAUAGUUUUCAAGAAACACACGUGGGAACGAGUUGCAGUUUAUGCUGUUUUAUGUACUGGGGCAACAUCAUGCUUUCUUCUAUCGUUCUUCUGGAAAGAAACAACAGUUGUUGCAGGAGAAUUACACAGCACUGCCUUGUUAGUUCUUCAUUUCUUCUUGUCAUUAACCGAUUGUACAACAUCAGUUCUAUUUUUGCCGUUUAUGGCCACCUUUAAACGGCAAUACAUGACGAGUUAUUUUAUCGGAGAAGGCCUUAGUGGACUAAUUCCAAGCAUGGUGGCACUAGGACAAGGAGUUGGCCAGCUUACAUGCAAAAAUGUAUCAAUUUACAACAAAGCAGAUAAUUCGACUAGUUACAUUGCACAGCCUGAAUAUCAUAGCAUACGAUUUACAGUAGAAGAAUUCUUUUAUUUUUUGUUUACUAUGUUAAUCAUUUCAAUCUUAUCCUUUACCGUUUUGAAUUACACGUCAUACUGUAAAAAAGAAAAGGUAAAACACCAAGAUUGGAGUAGAAAGCGGGAACUAAUGAACGGCCUUGAACUCACAUCAGAUCAAAAUACUGCUAAAUUAAUUCCUGCAAACGAUUCAGAUGAACUUAUUAUUUCUUCGGAUCAGGAUUCCACUUGUCAGUAUGAUCAAGGUUCCACUCGUCAGCAUGAACAUAAUUCCACUCGCCAGCAUGAGCAAGAUUUCAUUCGUCAGCAUGAGCAAGAUUACACUCGCCAGCAUGAGCAAUAUUCCACUUGCCAGUUCUUGACAAAGAAACACAGUUCUCAGUCAAUAGAAAUAACUGAAAACAAUAGUCUUACGCGAGGGAUGUUUACAUAUUAUUUGGUGAUCAUAGCAUGGGUAAAUUGCCUUUCCAAUGGAACCCUGCCCGCACUGCAGUCAUACUCAACAUUACCAAACGGAAAUGCGGCUUACCAUUUAGCUGCUACUUUGGCAAAGAUUUCGAAUCCAAUUGCGUGUUGUGUGUCAUGUUUUAUAACAGUAAAAUCCAGAAAUGGUAUUUCAGUUUUAACGUUUAUUGGAACAAACUUGGCAGGAUAUAUCAUAUAUCUAGCUGCUAAAAGUCCAAACCCAGCUUUUGAUAAUACAACAGUCGGGACAGGCGUAGUGGUCACUGUCUGGGUGUUAGUUACUUUAUUAUUGACGUUUGUCAAGGUCUCCAUUGCUGGAGUCUUCAGAGCAGAAGGGAAACGGGCUCUGUUGUGGAUCGGAGGGAUUUCACAAGUUGGAUCAGCGACAGGCGCAGUAAUCACAUUUGUAUUAGUCAAUGUUUAUGAGUUCUUUAAAAGCGCUCCUCCUUGCCGUUUAUAAUUUUUUUUAUAACAGUUACUAUGACUAUUUUCUAAGCCAAACAUGACACCAAAUCGA